This is a messenger RNA of Monoraphidium neglectum, 1380 nucleotides long. RefSeq lists its product as hypothetical. The record is from RefSeq and is a predicted model, not a curated record. The transcript has 8 exons. Bases 1 to 1380 code for a protein of 459 amino acids. NCBI's taxonomy places the organism in Eukaryota, Viridiplantae, Chlorophyta, Chlorophyceae, Sphaeropleales, Selenastraceae. Gene Ontology annotation, biological process: lysosomal transport; Golgi vesicle transport; retrograde transport, endosome to Golgi. Gene Ontology annotation, cellular component: membrane; EARP complex; GARP complex.
AUGGAGACCGUCACCGCUGACGUCACCCAGCUCGCCCAGCAGCUUCCCGAGCUCGGCCUGCGCGACUGGGCGGCCGCGGCGACGGAGCAGGCGGUGCGCGGCCACGUGACGGCGGCGUUUGGCGCCCUGGAGGAGCGCGCGGGGCUGGCGGUGAAGGCGCUGCUGGCGCAGCUAGGGGACGGCCCGGACAAGCCCGGAGCCGAUGCGGCGGCACCCCUGGCGGACGCGUUUGCGUGCACCUCAGAGGCCAUCCAGCGGUGCACCAUGGCCAUGCUGCAGGGCCUGCGCGCGUACCAGCAGCGCCACGCGGCCCUGGUGGGCCCCGUCCUGCCGCAGCUGGGCGACAUCACGGCAGGACAGAUGCAGGCGCUGCUGACGGGGCUGGUCGGCGGCUUCAUGGCCCUGGGCCGCGUCAAGGAUGACGCGGUGUCUCUGCUGCGAGAGGGCGCGGCGGCCGCGCCCCCCUCAGGCCAAGAGCCCGGCGGCGCCGCGGCGCGCACGCGCGCAUGGAGCGGCGCUGGUGCCAGCAGCGGCGAGCCCAAGACAGGCCUGCUGCUGCUCCUGGCCAAGCUGUGCCUGUUCAUGGAGUCCGCCACGGUGCCCGCCGUGAUGGAGGAGCUCGCGAUGAACUUCCCGCCCCAGUCCGGGGACCCGGACCAGCCGCCGCCCUUCCUGGCCGGCGAGGUCGCGCGCCGCAUGGGCACCGCCGCGCAGCUGCUGCUGGCGGCGUACGUGGAGGCGCACGGGCGCGCGCUGGCGCUGGCGGUCGGGCGCAGCAGCGGCGCCACCAACUGGCUGGACGCGUCAGAGCCCAGGGCGCCGCGCCCGGUGUGUGACCUGCUGCUGGAGCGGCUGGGCCGCGCGGAGGCCGAGGUUGAGCGGCUGGUGGAGGCCAGCGGCGGCCGCGUGCAAGGCCCCGCUGACGCCUUGCGGAAGGACGGCGCCGGCCACCACCGUGGCGGCGGCAGCAGCGUGUCGGACCGCGACCCGGGGUACGCCCUGGGCAGCGUGGCGGUCGAGAGGGGCGUGGCGCGGCUGUUCAGGGCGCGUACCAAGAUCACGGGGACCGUGAAGUUCACGCAGGCCGCCCUCCUGGGGGCGAUCGCCGCCUCCGGCCUCAAGUCCCUGGCCGAGAGCGUGCGCCUUCAGACCCUAGGCCGCGCUGGCCUGCAGCAGCUGCAGCUCGACGCCGCCUACCUCCGCCCCCGCCUGCUGCGCCUUGCGGGCGGCGGCGGCGGCGGCGGCGCGGAGGGCGUGGCCCAGCUGGUUGACGAGGUGGUGGCUGCGGGGGCGGAGCGCGCGGUGGAGGCGGGGCAGCUGCUGGACCAGGCGGCGCUGGACAGGAUACUGGCCGCAGCGGGAGAGGGCGGCGCGGCGUGA